Molecule: messenger RNA, 2270 nt
Organism: Cynara cardunculus var. scolymus (artichoke)
Lineage: Eukaryota; Viridiplantae; Streptophyta; Magnoliopsida; Asterales; Asteraceae
Product: inactive TPR repeat-containing thioredoxin TTL3-like
Exons: 6
Coding region: 171-2018 (615 amino acids)
Cellular component (GO): cytoplasm
Molecular function (GO): protein binding
Source: RefSeq, a predicted model, not a curated record
UUUCUCCUUCUCUCUAAAUUCAUGUACUGUUACCGACUUUUCUCCUUCUAUGUCCUUCCAUUAAAGUUUCCAUUUUUAUAGCUUUUUUCAUACAUAGUACUUGCCUAUCUUGUUUCAUACCAACUUCUAUCAACCCUUUUUGUUUCCAACGAAUUUCUUCAAAUUUAGUAAUGGAGCAUGCCGGGAAGCUGUUUGAUGAAAUGGGUCUUCAAUCUCUUCCCAAUGUACUUGAAAACUCAUGUUCUCUUGAACAAAACAAGCCUGAUUUUAAAGAACUCGAUCUGGGUUCAGCGUUAGCUGGGGCCACCACUUCAAUCUCCGGCAGCGGCGGUGGUGGUCUAAUGCGUACACCUGACAAAGACCCAAUUCGUAGAAGAUCCAAUAGAUCCCAUUCUGGAGAGUUAAAUGCUACUACCAGCCCUGCCAUUACCACGCCGGAAAAGCUUCGAUCUGGCACCGGUGAUAUGAAUCGGAAGAUAGGUCAUCGGAGAUCGGUUUCCACUGGAGCUCCGUUAAUAUAUUCCGGUAGUGGAACAACUUACUUUAACGGUAGUACCACCACUACUAGCACCAGCAGUACCACCACUACCACCAACAGCGGCGGCAGCGGCGGUGGUGGCGUUGGUGGCAAUGUAAGUUCAGUAAAUUCUCCCAAUACAAACUUAUACCCAAGUGGCAACAUCUGUCCAUCAGGGAAAAUCCUUAAAUCCAAUAUGAAUGCUCGUAGUUCCGCAACCCGAACCGAGAAAUUGGGGAUGGGUACUGGGAAUUACGGCCAUGGAAGCAUAAUUAAAGGUGGGGGAAGAUUCGUCGAAUCAAAUGGAGAAAUUGGUAUCGUUGUGAAGAAGGCAAUGAUGAGUCACGAUGUGGAAGAAGUGAAGAACGCCGGCAAUGAGUUGUAUAAAAGAGGGAAUUUCACCGAAGCCUUGUCGUUGUAUGAUCGUGCGAUUACAAUCUCACCGGAAAAUGCAGCUUGCCGGAGUAACAGAGCCGCCGCAUUGACUAUGUUGGGGCGGUUGGGCGAGGCCGUGAGGGAAUGUGAGGAGGCUGUGCGAUUGAACCCUGGUUAUGAAAGAGCUCAUCAAAGAUUAGCAUCUCUUUAUCUCAGAUUAGGACAGGUCGAACAUGCGUAUCACCACCUUUCUCAUGGUCAACAGAAUGAUGCGACUGAGUUGCAAAAAUUGCAAACAUUGGAAAAACAUAUCAAUAGAUGCUCAGAUGCCCGAAAGAUUGGUGAUUGGAAAGGAGCACUUAGGGAAUGUGAAGCAGCCAUGUUAACUGGAGCUGUGUCGUCUCCUCAAAUAAUUGCUUGCAAGGCAGAGGCGUUUUUGAAGCUCCAUCAACUUGAAGAUGCAGAUUCUAUGCUUUCUGAGUUACCGAAACUAGAACCUUUCCCGGCCACAUGUUCCAAAGUCAAGUUUGUUGGAAUGUUCUCUGAAGUGUACGUGCUUUACGUUCGAGCUCACGUUGACAUGGCAUUUGGAAGGUUUGAAACGGCAGCUGCAUUUGCAGAGAAGGCUAGCUUGAUCGAUACUGGGAACAUGGAAGUCUCUAUGUUACUAAAAAAUGUGAAGUUGAUAAACCGAGCUCGUGCUCAUGGCAAAGAUCUUUUUAACUCGGGCCGUUUUUCAGAGGCAUGUGCUGCGUAUGGUGAAGGGCUCAAAUACAACUUAUCAAACGCAGUCCUGUAUUGUAAUCGGGCAGUUUGUUGGUCGAAGCUUGGUUUGUGGGAGAAAUCCAUUGAAGAUUGUAAUCUCGCCCUUAACAUCCAGCCAAAUUACAUAAAGGCCCUUCUAAGAAGAGCCGUCUCAAAUGCAAAGCUUGAACGAUGGGGUGAAGCUGUGAGAGACUAUGAAAUCUUGAAGAAAGAACUUCCUGGAGAUAAUGAGGUGGCGGAAUCACUAUUACGUGCUCAAGAUGCAUUAAGAUUGACCCGAGGGGAACCUUCUGGCGUUGAUCGUAUUAGAGCUUCGACAUAUUUAUGGGAGCCUCAACCUACCAAGAGUCGGAAACCGUAAGCCUCUCAUACUCGGCAUUUAACAUGGACUAGCCCGCUUGGCGGUUCUUGCAGUCGACCCCAUGGCGGCAUGGUGAUAUUCUAUUGUUGGCUACCAAUGUUCUCAAGCACAAGUGCAGCAGUACAGUUUGAUGAACAGGUGCCUGCCUUCUUUCAAGUUUCAAGUACACCCCUGCUAGACCUUCCCUUGAUUUUGGGAAGGGGUAAAAAGGAGAUUUUACUUGAAAUAAAUUCAUAUAUAAUAAGUUAUUAU